ACCUGAAAGAACGGUCUCGAGACAUGCGAGGUGGGCUAUGUCAGGCGAGAAAGUACAACAAAAUAUUUCAUAACGUUAUCAUAAAAAGCAUUCAAUUACGACAUGGAAAACGAAAAGGUGGAAUUGUGUGAAAGCUUAAUUAAGUGGCUGCAGUGUCUCAAACUGAACGGUGCCCACGGAAAUGCUCGGGAACUUGCAGAUGGAGUUGCGAUGGCCCAGGCUUUGAAUCAAAUAGCCCCGGAACAUUUCACAGAUUCGUGGCUAUCGAAGAUCAAGACAGACGUCGGAAGCAAUUGGAGAUUGAAAGUCAGCAACCUCAAAAAGGUGGUUGAGGGUGUUUUUGAUUACUACAUUGAUGUGCUGAGCUUGAAUUUGUCAGAUGUGGCAAAACCGGAUGUUAUGAGAAUCGCUGAAAAGGCAGACAGAGCGGAACUAUCCAGAUUGUUGCAGCUUAUCCUUGGGUGUGCUGUGAAUUGCGCCAAUAAGCAAGAUUACAUUACACAAAUCAUGGAACUCGAGGAGUCCCUUCAGAGGAACAUUAUGCGUGCCCUGCAAGAUCUCGAGGAGGCCUGGCAGGGAACUAGUGGUUGCCGGAACUCCCUCAGUAUUCAGCAGUUUGAUGUGAAAGCACUGCAGGAGGAACGCGAUGGUUUGGCGCAAAAAUGCCAUGAAAUGGAACGUCAGAUUGCCUUCCACAUUGAGGAGAAGGCAGCGAUGCAGCAAGAAAUUACGAAACUCAAUCAAAUGGUUGAGAAAAUGGAGUCUCCAAUGGCAAUUGGAGAUGAUGGAGAAUCCAUGGGGCCUGUCCAGCUCGGCUCAGCUAGAUACAAUGAGCUCCGGAAGCAAUUGGACAAUGUUAAGGAUGAACUUCUUCAGGCAGAAACUGCACGAGAUGACCUCAAAAUGAAGUCGCGACAGCAGGAAAUAGAGAUUAUUAAUCUUCAAGCGAAAGUGGAUGAGCUACAUCAAGCCUCGACGGAGUUGAGUCAACUAAAAGAUGAAAUUGAUAUCCUGCGGGAAGCUAGCGAUAAGCUGAAGAUUUACGAGACACAGCUGGCUACGUACAAGAAGAAAUUGGAGGAUCACAGCGAUCUUCGGAAGCAGGUGAAAAUGCUGGAAGAACGCAGUGCUGAGUAUUUAAGGCAGAAUAUUCAGCACGAAGAGGAUUCGAAGAAGUUUUCAGGUCUCAAGGGACAGGUUGAACUCUACAAAAAGGAGAUCCAAGAACUUCACAUGAAGCUGGACACAGAGAUGAGUAAGAGCGCCAAGAUUGAAUUUGAACUCACCAACAUGGAAGCCAAUCUGAGUGCCCUGCAGCGCGAGAAAGAGAACCUUUUGAUUGAAAGGGACACUCUACGGGAGACAUGUGAUGAACUUCGCUGCACACAAGGCUCCAGUGAUUCUACGAAUACCAUCUCCAGAGAAAUAGUCUCACCAACGCUCAAAGAUCGCAUAGAUCGACUUGAGGCAGAAAAUAAGGCACUGCGGGAGGGUCAGGGUGGACAAACGGCGUUGGCGCAAUUACUGGAUGACUCCAACCAGAGAACUGAGAAACUCAGGGAACAAUUGAAGCAAGCAAACCAAAAAAUACUAACUCUGACUCAGGGACAAACGGAUGAAAGUAGUGCAAAGGGGAACCUUGUUGUGCAACUGCGUCAAGCAUUGGAGCUCAAUGAGCAGAGAGCAUCUCAAAUUGAGGAGACUCAGCAGCAAGUAAAUAAUCUUCAAACAAAGAUGACCCAGCUGGAGGCAACCCUCACAGCCAAGGAGCAGGAACUUGCUACUUCGGAAGCUCGCUACAAGAAAUGCGUGGAAAAGACAAAGGAGAUGAUAAAGAAUAUUGAUCCGAGGUUGGCGACUGAAGUAGCAGCACUGGAUCAGGGGAAAUCUCCAAUUGAUCCCGAACCGGAAAUUAGAUCGAGUGGAAUGAGUCAGUUGGAGGAAAGGCUCAUGACAACAGCUUACCACAGAUUGGGUGUUGUAUGCCAUCGGGAGGCAAUUGAUGCGCGAUUGGCACUUCUCAGUGGUUCCGGGCAGAGCUUCCUUGCGCGUCAGAGGCAACCUGUUCCGCGAAAACCAGCAGCAUCAUUUAAGACAAAGUAAAUUCCACCAAGAGCCAUUCAGGAAGGAUAUUACCAAUGUGCCUUGGAACUAAUUUUCACGUUUUUUUUUUAACUGUUUUACUGCAUCAAUUCAUUAUGUUUUUUAUUUAUUUAUCAAAUGUAUUUUAAAGACAAAUACAAAAUAUACAAUUUAAAA
This is a messenger RNA of Lutzomyia longipalpis, 2259 nucleotides long. It is a transcript of the gene hook, whose product is annotated as protein hook. The record is from RefSeq and is a predicted model, not a curated record. Gene Ontology annotation, cellular component: centrosome; cytoplasm. NCBI's taxonomy places the organism in Eukaryota, Metazoa, Arthropoda, Insecta, Diptera, Psychodidae. Gene Ontology annotation, molecular function: microtubule binding; dynein light intermediate chain binding. Bases 103 to 2103 code for a protein of 666 amino acids. The transcript has 5 exons. Gene Ontology annotation, biological process: cytoplasmic microtubule organization; cytoskeleton-dependent intracellular transport.